AUGGCCUAUAACGACGACGAUGAUGAUAAUGAUGCUGGUACCAGAAAUUGUAAUUAUGAUGACGAUGGCGAUGAUGUUGAUAAUAAAAGAUGUGGUGGUGAUGAUGGUGACCAGCAUGGAGGUGGUGGUGUUCAGGAUUAUGACGUCACAGCCGGCAAAAAACGAAACCUCCCCAGAAUUUUUCUCCAUUUCGACUUUCGCAGAGGAAUGAAUGGACUUAACAGAAAAAGUUUUGUCAAGAAGAUUGUAAGGAAGAGCAAAACGGUGAAAGAGCGCGUCAAACAUAGAGUAUCGUCAUGGAGACGAGAUCACGUGGUCAAGAAACCAACAAUGACGUCAUCAAAAGCGACUAACAUGAUUGGUGGAUGGAGUUACAUGAGUUACUGGUCGUACGAUUACUCAUGA
Molecule: messenger RNA, 405 nt
Organism: Helobdella robusta
Lineage: Eukaryota; Metazoa; Annelida; Clitellata; Rhynchobdellida; Glossiphoniidae
Exons: 3
Coding region: 1-405 (134 amino acids)
Source: RefSeq, a predicted model, not a curated record